AAUCCUGCCGACAACGAAGCUUUUUUUAUUUUAUUUUCAGAACCUUACGCAAACCGAAAGCGUCAGGUCAGCCUCCAGAGCACGUUGAUUUUUUUUAGAAUUCGACUACUUAUAUGGUUCAUUUCUGAGCGGACUGCAAAGAAAUUAUCGUUUCUAUGGUAACAAACGUAGCGUUCUCCACCGGAUAAUCAUGGCGGAUGAUUUGGAUGAUUUACUUGAUGAAGUCGAAUCAAAGUUUUGUUGUAGCACGUCUGCGUCCAAACGAUCAACUUACGCUUUAAACCAAACGGACCAUAAAUGUGCGAAUCCUGAGGACAAGAAACAGUCAAGAAAACAACAAGGCAAAAAAGUUCAGCAUGAUAAUGAUGAUAUUGACGCUAUGCUGCAGGAAAUACUGGAUGAGGAUUAUCAACCCAUCAGCACUCAUGAACCCACUGCAGACAAGACUUCCACAAGUGAUUCAUGUUCUCAGACAAUGUCCAAGAAAUGCUGUCCAGUGUUUCUUGGUGGAAGCUCUGUACCUCACGGUGUUGGAACCAGCGUUUCUCAAAGGGCCUGCAACCAUUUAAGAUGUACGUCUUGCGAUUUCAGCGUAAUCAUGUUUGAGGAUCACGAGUGGGACUCCUCCUGUGACUACUUAUUUUUCAGGAAUAACAUGCCGGACUAUCACAAACUAAAAGCCAAACUAAGAAGGAAAAGGGGUGGGCGUGCGUACGCCUGUCAAUGUAGCUGGCACUCGACCCUGAUGCUCUCAGACCUGAGGGAACAACAGCAGCUAAAGUGGGUUUGCGGCAAACACAAAGAAUGAACACAAGUCUGCGACAGUUCUCUGAAAUCUUAUCUGUGUCCACAAGCAAGUGUUGCAUGCUCUCUCCUCACAAAAGAGAAUGCUGGCCAUUUUCAAAAUUAGCUUUGUGCGGUUUGUGGGGCUGGACAACAAAAAUAAGUUUUGUGUUCUUCGCUGAGUGUGGUUUUUUGUGUGUGUGAAGUAAUUGUGAGUGUCUUUGUCGACGCCACAUUCUCCCUUACAAUGAUGAAGCACUGUGGCUGAUUUAUAUUGUGUAGACUAUUAUUUUGAUUAAUGAAAGACUGUAACAUAUGCAAAUAUUCUAAAUACACAUGCAAAUUUUUAGACAUUUUGCACAAUUGAGAGUUAAAAAAAAAUUAGAUUGGAUCCAUCUGUGAGGUUAAUAAUAGAAUGGUUAAUUGUUUAGAAUGUUUAUUAUAAAAUAGACGAACAAUGUCAAUUUUUUGUUGUUGUUCUUCCAGAAUAUUCUUAACAAACACUCAGGUAUUGCAAGGGCCCGUCUGUGUUACAUUCCAUGGUUUUCAGGCACGUGUUGUUGUGAAUC
Messenger RNA from Sinocyclocheilus grahami, 1352 nucleotides. RefSeq names its product protein C8orf37-like. The transcript is spliced from 6 exons. Gene Ontology annotation, cellular component: cytosol. NCBI's taxonomy places the organism in Eukaryota, Metazoa, Chordata, Actinopteri, Cypriniformes, Cyprinidae. The record is from RefSeq and is a predicted model, not a curated record. The coding region runs from base 191 to 808 and encodes 205 amino acids.